Trichobilharzia szidati is the source of this 1858-nucleotide messenger RNA. NCBI's taxonomy places the organism in Eukaryota, Metazoa, Platyhelminthes, Trematoda, Strigeidida, Schistosomatidae. The record is from the annotation of a GenBank genome assembly.
CUAUUUCAUGCCAUGUUAAAUAAUAGCAACAAUAACAGCAGCAAUAACGAUGUUCUUGACAAUAAUUUGAGUUAUAACUCGUACUGUUUUGCUUCACAAGUAAAGAGUUUAUCGGAUCCUAACAACAUUUCAUUAGCCUCCAGUGCCUUAUCAGUGCCUUCAGGAAGUCAACUUACCUCUACGCCUAUCAGUAAUGGUCACUUAAAUAGAACAGAAGAUUUCUCACUUCACUCAAAGUACUCUUCAUCUGCAUCACCUUUAAUCAACAAAUACGAUAUCGAGGAUAUAUCACAUAAACCUCUCCUAAACACAUUCCAGUCUAGUUCAGAAGAUUCCAUAAACUCGGCUGUCACCGCUACUACCGCCACCAUUAAUUCAGUUGUCAGUGAACCGGAAACAUCAACAGUCUUUGCCAGUGAUAUAUUUAAUAAUUUACAAGGUAUAAACCAAAAUCAUGCUCAGACUAUUAGUGAAGAUUUGACUGAAGUUAGAUCGUCAACUCCAUCACCAACAUCGUCAACAUCCACAGCAACAACAACAACAGCAGUACCAUUAACGACAAACACCAGUCUUAAUUCUAUGUGUCCGUUGACAGAAGAAUACUGGAAGCAUUUCACUUCAUCCAAUACCUCCUCGUUUUGGUUAACACAUUUAAACAAUAUUUUGAAUUUAUAUGCAUCUUCUCUGAUUAACUCUUCACCAAUGAUAAAUUUCAAUCAAAUAAUUACUGGAUGGCGUAUUUGGCGAAGUUUACUCGCACAAUUAAUGAAUAAUGAGGAUAAUAGUAAACAAGUAGAAGAUAUUUCACGAAUUACAUCAUCAAAUCAUUCGUUACCUACCGUCUAUUCACUUGAUUCUGCUAACGCCACUACACCAACAACAUUAUUACCAAUUGAUACAAACAAUUUAAACACUUCAUUCAAUUUGUAUAAUUGGGAUCAAUUAAUUAAUCUAUCCCAGACAUAUUGUGAGAAUGUUGAACCAGUUCAAACAACUCCAUUAAAUCUUGCUAUGAAGUUGAAUCGAUUAGAUCAACAACAAACUACUUCUACCUCUACUAAUACUACUAAUACAUCUAUAGUGUUCAAAGAUAUCAAUUGCGAUAGUAAUCAAAAAUUUACAGAUAACCAUUCAAGCGAAAUUAAAGUUUUCAGUAAAAAAUAUGAAUUAACUAAUGGAGUGAAAUAUUCAUUCACAGGCUCUAAAACUUCAUCAUCACAAGGAGUAUCGAAUGUCAAACGAUCAGUAUAUAAAUGUUCACAUUGUGGUCGAGGAUUUAGUAAAGCCUACAACAGAACAAUACAUGAACGUACUCAUACAGAUGAACGUCCAUUUGGUUGCGAUGUCUGUUCUAGACGUUUUAGACGUAAAGAUCAUUUGAGAGAUCAUAGCUACACACAUUUAACAUCAAAACCAUUUUCAUGUCCCAUAUGUCAUCGUGGUUUCUGUCAGUCACGUUCACUGGAGAAUCAUAAACGAUCAAAUCAUCCAACUAGGAGUGAUGCGCCGCCACCUGUUCCAGUAUCAAACAGUAUUACUUCAGCCAUAUUCAACCAUACAACAAGCAACAGUGUGCCUUUUGAUCUUAACAACACCAACCUCAGCACCAUCAAUACUUUCCCUACAAACUGUGAUGUUAUAAAUAUAAUCAGAAAUAUGAAAGCAGAAUAAGAGAAUUUCAAUAAAUUCGCCAUGAAAUUUUCUUUUAAAAAUUGAAUAUUUUCAAUUAUUUACAACGAAUUUUAAUAAAAUUCAAGUCGACAAAUUAAUACAAACAAUCCAUUCAUUCAUCAUUGUUUCAUUUGACGAAUUAUUUAUUUACAUUUAUUUUAUUUUAUUUUUUUCAUGUUUCCUUCCC